Molecule: messenger RNA, 420 nt
Organism: Humulus lupulus (European hop)
Lineage: Eukaryota; Viridiplantae; Streptophyta; Magnoliopsida; Rosales; Cannabaceae
Exons: 3
Coding region: 1-420 (139 amino acids)
Source: RefSeq, a predicted model, not a curated record
AUGAAAGAGGUUGUGAGAGUGGAAGUCUUGAAGCUUUUGAAUGAUGGAAUUAUUUAUGCCAUUUCUGAUAGUUCAUGGGUGAGUCCGGUUCAAGUGGUACCAAAGAAAGGAGGAAUGGCGGUUGUAAUGAAUGAAAAUAAUGAAAUAAUUCCAACUCGUACUGUGACGGGGUGGAGACUGUAUGGUUAUUCGGGAUAUAACCAAAUUUUUAUUGCUCCAGAGGACCAAGAGAAGACCAUCUUUACUUGUCCAUAUGUUCUCAAAAGAUGUGCGGAGAUCAAUCUUGUUCUUAAUUUGGAGAAAUGCCAUUUCAUGGUUAAGGAGGGGAUUGUACUUGGGCAUCGAGUUUCUUCUUUGGGUUUGGAGGUGGAUAAAGCAAAAAUUUCUACUAUUGAGACCUACCACCACCAACUAAUGUGA